AUGAUUAAAUGUUCAUUAAUUAAUAUUUAUUUCUUAGUUACUUGGAUAUUUCCUGCCGCUUCGGUAUUUAUUUAUUUAUUUAUACCGGUACAAACAGUUAAAGUUUUUGGUGGAAAUAUUUCUGAUCAAUCUACUCGUGAUGCAGCUAAUUUAUGGGUUCGAACAACAUCUAAUGGUGAUAUACUUGUAUCAUUAUUAAGUGGUAUAGCAUUAUUCAAACAAUCCGAUUGGCAUUUUCGACAAAUAGUCAUUCGUGUUUGUUCAAUAUCGAAUUUUGUUCAUUUUGGUUGCUUUAUAUAUCACAAUCAUUUUGUAACACCACAUCAUAUAGGACUUGUCAUUCUAUAUUAUUCAGCAUUAUCUUUAACUAUAUUAACUGGAUUAGGUUGGGGUCUCAAUUGGAAUACUAUACUGAAAAAAGAAACAAAAAAAUCUGACCAAAUACAAUUAACAGUAGAAGCAAAUAGUCCAUUUAAUUCUGUUUAA
Molecule: messenger RNA, 486 nt
Organism: Rotaria sp. Silwood2
Lineage: Eukaryota; Metazoa; Rotifera; Eurotatoria; Philodinida; Philodinidae
Source: the annotation of a GenBank genome assembly